Messenger RNA from Calliphora vicina (urban bluebottle blowfly), 1408 nucleotides. RefSeq lists its product as uncharacterized. The transcript is spliced from 2 exons. The coding region runs from base 42 to 1379 and encodes 445 amino acids. NCBI's taxonomy places the organism in Eukaryota, Metazoa, Arthropoda, Insecta, Diptera, Calliphoridae. The record is from RefSeq and is a predicted model, not a curated record.
AUAAAAAAAUAUUUAAUACUUUAACAAUUAUAAACCAUAAAAUGGAAGAAAGUGCUUUACUAUCAAAUAUAGCCGUAAUUAUAAGCAAGGACAUACUGGUAGAUGAGAAUAAUGGCCAUAAGAAACCUAAACAUUUUCUGUGGCAUUGUAAUGACACCGAAACAAAUGUUAACGCAGAAUCACGUUUUCCUUUACUCGAAGCAGCAGACAAUGAAGCAGAAGAUUUUUUUCUAAAACAACACAUUUCUGAGGCAACUCCAUCAAGUGGGAAUAGAGUAGGCCGUAAGCAGGAAAUGCCAACAACUAGUCAAAAGGCGAAUAAAAAAAGGAAACUUACACAAAAACUGGAAAAUUUUAAUAGGAAACACAAAAAGUUAAGAGACGAUAAGUUGAAGCCCAUUUCUACUAGGACAAAGGAAGUAAAUCUUUUAAAUGAAUUUGAAAAUGUUGAGUUUGAGGGCUAUUUGCAUAUGUGCAAAAUGAGUUUUUUGAAAACUUUUCAAUUCAUCCGACAUUUAUUUUCACCAUCCACCUUUGCCGCUGGUGUACCACCUCAAACUGUAUUCUCUUUAUCACUAUGGAAACUUACCACCGAUGAACAUUUUGAAGAAAUAGCCAAACGCUUCAAAAUAUCUCAGAACGACUGUGAGUCCAUCAUAAGUCAGUUUUGGCAUAUAAUUUCGGAUAAAUACGAAUCCUACAUAAAAUGGCCAAAUUCCCAGGUCUCACAACAAUUACAACUGGAGGGUUUCCAAAAGCAUUCCCAAUUGAAAAUAUUUCCCAAUCUAUUUGGUGUGCUAGCCAUUAAACGUUUGGAUAUUUUUUUGGCCUCCGAAGAUUCGGAAAUUCCCAUUAUAUUGCAAAUAGUGUGCGAUGUUGAUCAAAAAGUAAUUGAUUGCUUUGUAGAACUCGAACAGGACUAUACAUUCGACGAGACACCAAUGGGACAAAUAUUGGCUUUAAAUGAAAAUACCAUGCCAAAAGAUUGCUAUCUAAUUGGAAAUAAAAGUUUUCCUCUUAAGCCGUAUUUAAUGAAACCUUUUUCGAAUCCUUGCUUUCGCAAGGAGCAUGAGUUUAAUAGUUUAUUGGAACCGGCUUUAAAAUUGGCUUACGAUACUUUGGAUAUUAUGGCCAAACGUUUUAAUGCUCUGUAUGCAUUGGAAGCUAAAGAUUUGGCUGAAGUUCGUAAGAUAUUGGAGACGAUUUGUGCACUACAUAAUUUAAGUGUGUCCAUUGAAGAUGACUAUGUGGAUCGUAAACGUGAAGUGGUUUCAUUUAAUUGGGCUUCGGAUAAUAAUGAUGGAUAUGCUAUAGGCAAUGAACAAAGUGUUCAAGGUUUACAAAAACGCAGUGAUUUGGUUGAUGUUGUGGUGAAAUAAAUUUCUAAUUAAUAAAUAAAAUAUGAAAA